GGUCCCGGAAAAUAUAGAAAGAAUCAUUGUAGAAUCGUUGCAGUUGUAUUUUUCUACGAUUAGUCAACGCAAGGGUUUUGUCCUUGUUUUAGGGGCUUUUGACAAGGCUGUUGCAUGUGUACAUAAAAUCUUGUAACUUUAUAUUCCUUGUCAGCGCAUUUGGGAGAUGUUUCUCCGACUGUAUAAAACAAAUCUGUAAGCAGGUUGACCUAUGUCUGUGUCUAUGGCACGCCUUCCUCCAGAGUCCCAGGGAGUCUGGCAGGCUUCUGAAUAUUGCUCUAGAAAUACUGUUUACUGUGUAACAUGGAAUUCCUGUUUUUUCGGCUACCUUCCCCAGUCAGGCAAGAGAAAACCAUGGCUAAAUGUAACAAUGCACGAAGGUAGCUCGCGACCAAACUGCUUACUGUUCCUGGGAAGCUGAUUAAGAGAAAAACCCAGUCUAAAUCCACAGAAAAACUGGCAGUUCGCUAGUUUUCUCUUCCCGAACUCUUAAGAGCAGCAUCACUUGACCUCGUUGCUCUUUUUUCGACUUAAUUUAGUGGCGCCACCUAACUAGAGCCGGGAUCUGUGAGGGGCGCGGGACGAGAGGGGGAAGAGGAGGCCUAAUUCUUGCCAUCACGGAGGAGUUUGAGGUUCUUUCUGGUGUGGAUGAGGCGACUUAAUGCUCGUUUGUUCACUCUCGCUCAUUUCAGACGUUACCGCAGAGCCCGUGUUAAAGCUGGGACUCAAUGCGGCUGGGAUGUCGUGAAAACCCUGCCUGGAAAUUACAUUUGCUUUUUUUGAAUUUGGUUACCCGCGACUCUUGCCCUGCCUGCUCCUGUUAACAUGCCCGACUAUAAAAAGAGGAUGGGUGAAAAAGAGCAGUGGGCGGCACGUGCUUCGUCCCUAUGGCUUUAUUACCGCUCAUCUCCCCGAGCGAAGAGUGGGAGCGGCCUAGGGCGGGGAGAUAGCACGUUUCCUUGGGACCCGGCAGAGUCUAAUUCUGACUCGGUCUCUUUAAAUGAAAUCCCGCCUUUCCCUCCCGCCCCGUUUGUCUUCUGACGUCCCACCAUACUGGACCAAUGGCAUAGGUCGUAAGGGGAAGGCGGGAGAAUGUGAACCGGCCGCACCUUAUAAGGACAUGGCCUUGCGCAUGCGUACUCUGCGGAUCGAAGGGGGUGCGAGGAAGGAAAAAGAGGCGGGGAGUUCCAAGUGAGGCAGGAGAGCAUUUCUCUUAGCCCCCCCCGCCCCUUCGGCCGAUUAAAGACGCAGCCACCUGAGAGUCUCCCUCACAGCCCCCUUUCCCCCCUUCCUGCCCUGGAGCGAUCCGAGCGGGUUGAACGAAGAGGGAAGGGGGUGUCACGUCCGGUAACGAUGUUGGGGUCGCCGGGGCAACAGCCCGGGGGGGCGGGGUCUGGGGCGACGGCCGGGGCGGCUGCCGGUUCUGCUGCCCCUGCCGCCGGCGGGGCCGGGGGCAUCGCGAGCUUCCCGUGCGGAGGGGCGUCUGAGAAGCUGUUGGCGCGCUACGUGCAAGACUACCUGGAGUGCGUCGAGUCGUUGCCGCUGGACAUGCAGAGGUUGGCCUCGCUUCUGCGCGAGAUGGACACGCGCUGCCGUGAAGCUUUGAAAGAAAUUGAUGAGGUGUAUGAAAAAUACAAAGCAGAAGAUGAUCCUGCACAUAAAAAGCGUUUGCAGCAGUAUCUUCAGCGGGCUUUGAUCAACAGUCAAGAACUUGGAGAUGAAAAAAUCCAAAUAGUUACUCAGAUGCUUGAAUUAGUGGAGAACAGAGCCCGGCAGAUAGAAUCCCACUCUCAGUGCUUUCAAGAUCUGUCUGAUACUGAAAAACCUAUUGAAAAGUCAAAACAGGAUCCAUGUCAACCAGAAAGAUCUUCACGAAGACCCCGUCGACAACGUACUAGUGAAAGCCGUGAUAUAUGCCAUAUAGCCAAUGGAAUUGAUGAGUAUGAUGACCAGCCACCUAAAGAAAAAAGAUCCAAAUCUGCUAAAAAGAAAAAACGCUCUAAAGCUAAACAAGAAAGGGAAGCUUCACCAGUAGAAUUUGCAGUUGACCCUAAUGAACCAACUUACUGUCUCUGUGACCAAGUAUCUUAUGGAGAAAUGAUAGGGUGUGACAAUGAUCUGUGUCCCAUUGAGUGGUUUCAUUUUUCAUGUGUCGGACUCACUUAUAAACCAAAGGGAAAAUGGUAUUGCCCAAAGUGCAGAGGAGACAAUGAGAAGACUAUGGAUAAAUGUACAGACAAAUCCAAAAAGGAUAGAAGAUCAAGGUAGUAAAUGCUCUAGUGCACAGACAGCUGUGUGGUUUCUAUAAAACUAUUUAAUAAGCAGAUUAGUAUUUUAGAAUAAUGCAUAAAACUAUGCAAUAAUUUUUAAGAUGUACAAUACUAUUGGAAUGUUCACAGAUGUUAAUACUUUUUUCUGCUUUUGAAUAUUCUGCACUAAAUAACCAAAAUUUCCAAACAGGGUCACAUGGGAGUAGCACAGAAGGAAUUUAGGAAUUCCAGAUUCCUCACUUUUUUUAAUUGUGGAAUUAUGGUGAUGUAUGAAGAGGAAAGAUUGGAAAGAUAAUCAUGUUAAAACUGAUUUGUAACAAUUGUGAUUGUAAAUUUAGUUGAAUAUAGCACAUUUUGCUGAGAACAUAUUAGUUCUAUGAUGCUUUUAGUCUUCAGAAUUCUAAAGAUAAUAUUGGAAUCUAUUGCCAAACUUUAAAUUUUAAGCCUUUGAAAAUAUAAAGCCAGUUUUUCUUCGUGUCUUCCAUGUGAUCUAUCUAUAUGUCAUUAACUUAUUUUAUAUUAAUUUUGUGGUGAAUUUAGAAGUCUGUUUAAAGAAAGUAUAUUAAACAAAUACUGGAAGAGUUGCAAUCAGCAUUAAUUACAGUCCUAAAUUGAACUAUUCAUUCUUCUCACUAUGCUCUUCAGUUUCUUCAGUCCUUUUGUGAUAUCUUGUUUAUAAUUCCCUGGAUAUUAAAAAAAAGUAUGUAAUCAUGUCGCAAAAUUUAGAUAUUCAAAAAAUAUAUAAAUACUGUAAGAUCAGUUUGUGAAGUAAGCUUGACUGGCCUUAUAUUUUAUCUUAUUUUGCUUUACAGGCUUUAAGGGCUGAGCAAAGAGCAUUCAUAGGAAAAAGUUGCUAUUCUCUAGAAGAGUAGUCCUAUAGGCAUAGAGAGAACAUACAUCUGAAAUAUAGCAACUUUUAAUGAAAUAUUUUACAUUAAGAAUUAUGGCAGGUCUUUGAAACAAUUAAUAACUAAAAGUAUCCCCAAACUAAAUAUUUCUUUAAUGGAACAGUUUUGAAAUUGAUGAUAUACAGCUGUAGUCAUUUGCCUAACUUAAUGCCAUAGAUUUCCCCAGAUACUAAUUUUAUUUUUCUCUACAAGAUUAGAGUACUUCAUUUUAUUUAUUAGACAUUACAGACUCCAUGUAAGUAAACCUAUUCUAAAGUAAAAAGAUAAGCAGGCCAACAAAAAGUUCCAGUAUUGCAUUCUUGUUCCUAUGGUAUGAAAUAACAUUUGGCCAUUUAUAUUUUGAGCAAGGUUUGAAAAAAAAGCUUGGAUACUACAAAAAUUUCAAAUUAAUUUAAAUAUUCAAAAAUGGUUAUUUUGAAAGCAUGGCAGCACGGCUGCAUCAUGUGGACUAAAGAUAUUCAGCCAUUUAACUAGAAAUUGUUAUACUACGUAAGGACUGGAUUAUUUCAUAUGGCUGUUAUAUCCAUGCUGAAUCUGAAAUUAUGUCUCAUGAAUUAACUGUAACCACUAAACUGACCACAAGGUAUGUCAUGGUCAAAUGGCAUUGCCUUCUAUAAAUAUCAUGUCUUACCUUGUUAGGGGGACUCUAAUUGCACAUUCAUAAUAUAGCUAUGUUUUAAUUUGAAUAUUCCCCCCCCCCAGUUCUGCAAUGGGCAGUUAAAAGGAUAUUCUCACGUACUAUAUGCUUCUGUAGUUGCUACUUCUUACUUUUCUAGAUGAUCCAAGGAAAGAAAUCACACAGUAAUUUUAUGAUUGUGUGUAAAAUUUGGAAGAAUGUUAACUUUAAUUGACUAAUAUGUGCACUACAACAUCAUUACCAUAAAACAGACUACUUACAUAUUCAUAUCUGUUUGUGGACACAAUACUUCUGUACCCAGAGAAUGAUGUGCAUUAACUUCUGAGAAGAACAGCCACAAUACCUGUGACUCCACUUUUGAGAAAAACUGAUUCUUAGUCAACUACAUAAGUAAAAUUAUAAUGCUUCCUAUUUUGAGAAACUGUAUUAUUGCUAUGAAGUUCUGUUUUGAUUUUUUAAAAAAUAUAAUGUUGCUUGAUAUAAUAUGACAAUCUCCUUGGUUCAAAAUUUAUAAGCAUAAGCACAUGGAAAUUAGAAAUGUGCCACCAAAAUGUAUCAGCUACUUGGAUCUAAUAUUUUGCAUGCUAUGAUUUAUGAAUAAAAAAUACUGGUUGUAAAAUUG
Molecule: messenger RNA, 4437 nt
Organism: Ahaetulla prasina
Lineage: Eukaryota; Metazoa; Chordata; Lepidosauria; Squamata; Colubridae
Gene: ING2
Product: inhibitor of growth family member 2
Exons: 2
Coding region: 1354-2268 (304 amino acids)
Biological process (GO): positive regulation of DNA-templated transcription
Cellular component (GO): nucleus
Source: RefSeq, a predicted model, not a curated record